Molecule: messenger RNA, 1011 nt
Organism: Aspergillus wentii DTO 134E9
Lineage: Eukaryota; Fungi; Ascomycota; Eurotiomycetes; Eurotiales; Aspergillaceae
Product: dihydroneopterin aldolase
Exons: 3
Coding region: 1-1011 (336 amino acids)
Biological process (GO): folic acid-containing compound metabolic process
Cellular component (GO): cytoplasm
Molecular function (GO): dihydroneopterin aldolase activity
Source: RefSeq, a predicted model, not a curated record
AUGUCUACAAACACAUCUGGGAUCAACACCAACCCCCGCCCCCCAAUUGUGGACACCAUCCAACUCCGCAACAUCCAACUCUCCUUACCGGCAGCGCCAGACCCAUGGCAUCGUUCUGCAUAUCCGCAAAGCUGUACAGCCACCCUCAAGCUAUCCUACGCCUCGUCUGAAGCAUCAGCAGAAACGGACGAUGUCGGUCUGACCAUCGACUAUGGAAAGCUGUAUCGCUCGUUUGCCAAAGACCUCGGUCGUCUGGGCAAAGAAACGGACGCCGGUGCUUUGAUAUCAAAUGGAGAAAGAGUCGUCAACCUUGAUGGGGUUCGACUCGAAGAUGUUCUACGUGGAGCCAUGGGCGAAGAUGUCCGAUUGACUGCGGGAAUCAUCGCCAAUUGCUGUCUGCAACAGCUGGAUGAAACUGCCGUGAGUUAUCUUCCUUCUCCCCGGUUUCUCGAUAUUUCAUCUCAUCGUAUUACAAGCAAUGCCUCUCCACCUGCCGUCGAGAAAGAUUUUGGCCGAUUCCAAAUCCGACUUGCUUUCCCCAAGGCCAUCCUCCGUGCCGACGGGGGUCUUCAGUACCGCUGUGUCACGGAACUGGGCCAUCUUGAAAGCGAGGCCAAGGAGCAGAGCCAGCGCCGGCUGGUGGUCUUGGUAGAGGAAUUCAGAAUUGUUCAAAUCCGAAGCUACUGCAUCCUCGGCAUCAAUCCUCACGAGAGACUCGAAAAACAGGCCGUCUUCACUACUUUGCGAUUCCAAGGACCUGGCCUGCAGGAGUGGAGUACCAAGUUUAUAGACAACUACCAAGAGAUGACUCGGGUGGUAGCAGAGCGCGUUGAAGCCACCUCCUUUGGCAGUGUGGAGGCACUUGCUACUCUGAUUGCUCGGAUUGUGACGAUGGAGUUUGGCCAUGAGGAAGUGACCGUUUUGGUACAGAAGCCGAGUGCGCUGGGAUUCGUCGAGGGGGCCGGUUUGGAGUGUACUCGCUCGCGGGCAUAUUUUGAGAAACGAUCGUAA